AGUUACCCUUUCCCUGGAACUCUCCUAGGCCACUCCCUCUGAUGCAAUAUCUGGGUUUGGACAGAAAGGAGGGAGCUGUCUGGGCUGGCUCCUCUUUUCUGAGCCGUUUGGGCUGGCUCCUCUUUCUAGAACAAUUCAGUCUUCAGGGCAACUCAGACCUCAGCUCCAACAUCUGCAUUCUGAAGCAAGGAUGGCUGAGAUGGACAGAAUGCUUCAUUCUGGAAGGAAACAAUGUUCCAGGUCGAGCUGAAUCUGCCAAACACAGACCCUCUCUGUGUUUUUAGAAGAAAUCUUGCCAAGUCUUAUCAUGUGGUUUUUCUACGCCUUGAUACCUUGUUUGCUCAUAGAUGGAGUGGUCGUCCUGCCUGCCCCUCAGAACCUCUCUGUACAAUCAACCAACAUGAAGCAUCUCUUGAUGUGGAGCCCAGUGAUUGUGCCUGGAGAAAUAAUAUACUAUUUUGUUGAGUACCAGGGAGAGUAUGAGAGCCUGUACAUGAGCCACAUCUGGAUCCCCAGCAGCUGGUGCUCACCCACGGAAUGUCCUGAGUGUGACAUCACUGAUGACAUCACUGCCACUGUGCCAUACAAGCUCCGUGUCAGGGCCACCCUGGGCUCACAGACCUCAGCCUGGAGCACCCUGCAGCAUCCCUUUAACCGAAACUCAACCACCCUCACACCGCCUGUGAUGGAGGUCACCAAGGAUGGCUUCUACCUGGUUAUUAAGCUGGAAGACCUGGGGCCCCAGUUUGAGUUCCUUGUGGCUUACUGGAGGAGGGAGCCUGGUGCCAAGGAACAUGUCAAAGUGGUGAGGAGCAGGGGCAUUCCGGUGCACCUGGAAACCAUGGAACCAGGGGCUGCAUACUGUGUGAAGGUCCGGACGUUCGUGAAGGCCAUCGGGAGGCACAGCCCUUUCAGCCAGGCAGAGUGUGUCAAGGUGCAAGGAGAGACCCUCCCCCUGGCGCUGGCCCUGUUUGCGUUUGUUGGCUUCAUGCUGAUCCUUGUGGUUGUGCCCCUUUCCAUCUGGAAAAUGGGGCGGCUGCUCCGGAACUCCUGUUGCCCCGUGGUGGUGCUCCCCGACACCCUGAAAAUAACCAAUUCACCCCAGAAGUUAAUCAGCUGCAGAAGGGAAGAGGUGGAAGCCUGUGCCACAGCUGUGCUGUCUUCUGAGGAACCCUUCAGGGCCUGGCUCUAGCAGGCUGGGGAAGGUUUCCAUUGAAAUUGAGAAUCUGAUUGGCACAGCACAGGAGCCAUGAGGGGAAAGGCCCUGCAGCUGUUUUCCGCCACCGACAAAGGACAAGAAAAGCAAGAAGAGCCUGCUGUGUCCGCGUCUAGAGGCAACUGUCAGAGGCAGACUGGUUUGGCAGACAGAGCACUGA
Molecule: messenger RNA, 1376 nt
Organism: Odobenus rosmarus divergens (Pacific walrus)
Lineage: Eukaryota; Metazoa; Chordata; Mammalia; Carnivora; Odobenidae
Gene: IL20RB
Product: interleukin 20 receptor beta
Exons: 7
Coding region: 308-1192 (294 amino acids)
Molecular function (GO): interleukin-20 binding
Source: RefSeq, a predicted model, not a curated record